UUUUGUCUUUUAUAAGUUCACUUCGAAUUAUAUAUUAAUAUAUAUAAUAUUAAUAUUAAAUUAUUAAAUUAUUAAAAAAUUUAUGCGAUGAUGACUCUAGUGAAGACAGUUGUAAUGAUAAUUUUCCUCUUUUACAAUAUAAAAAAAAUCUAAAUAACGAAACUCCAAAGAAAAAUCAAACUUCUCCCACUUCAUCAUUCUCCGAAGAUUUGGAUUUUUUAAAAAAUGAAACAAAAAUCACGGAGAAUAAUAAUAAUAAUAAUAAAAAUAAGCGAAAACUUUUUACUUCGUUAAAUGAAAAUAUUGAAAUUCCAUCAGUGAAAAUUGACAUUGAUUAUAAUGAGGAAAAUUAUGAAAUGCAACAAAAAUCAAUGUCAAAUUUUAAAGAAAAAUUUUCAAUACAUUGUCGAAAUGUAAAAAAAUCAUUUAUGAAUAUAUUCCCAAAAAUUGAUUUAUGCGAAGAAAAAUGUCUUAAUGCAAAUUAUUUGAGUCAAAAUGAUGCUCUCGAUAUAACAAAACAUUUACAAAAUAUUCUCAAAGAAAUUGAAAUGAAAAUUCAUGAAAAUUCACAAAAAAUCGAUAAAACCUAUCAAUCAUGGUCAAGAAAUUGUAGUCCCUCUUUGAAAGUUAUGAAAAAAAUUAAAAACCACAAAGAAAAGGACAAUAUUAUCAAUGAAAAUGAGACAAAUAAAAAAAUUGUUAUGGAAUCGGAAAAAAUUGAUCAUAGAAACAAUAGAUACAAAAAAAAUAUAAUCUCUUCCGACACUGAAAGCGAUGAGAUAUUAUCGCAAAACAACAAUUUUUCACAAAGAAAAAAUAUGAAGAAACAAAAAAAUCAAUUUCAAAAAUUGAAUGAAAAAUCAAUGUCAUUGAAAUUAAAAAACUUUUCAUCAGCAUUUAAAACAAUAAAAAAAUCAUUGAAUAUUAUUAAUUCAGUUAUUGAUAUUUCGGAUGAUGAAAGAAACAGUGAUUCUGAUAUUCAAGAAUUGGAGGAAAAUAAUUCACCAAAAAUGAAAUUAAAAUUUCCAUCUGAUUCAGAUAAUGAUGAAGAAAUAAAUUCCAUGAGUGAAUCAAAAUUAAGAAAAAUUGGAGAAUUUCUUUCAAAUUCUGAAAUUAAAGAAAAGGCGAAAACAGAUUUAAUUGAGUUUAACGACAAUUCGGAAAAUGAGAUAAUAUUAGCAAAUACAGAGGGUGAAAGUGAAAAUAAAAUUGAGAAAAUUAAAGAAAAUGCUUUAAGGGAAAAAUUGGUAUCAAAUGAAUUGGAAAAUAAAUUAUCUUUACUUGAAGAAACAAAGGAAACAACAAUUGAAGAUACUUUGAAUGAAGUGUCGAGGAAGAAUUUAAACGACAUUGAUGAGAAAAAAUUAAUAUCACCACAUGAGAAACUAAAAAUGUCAUCUUACGUAAUGUUAGAAAUACUUGAUGAAAAAUUACUGGGAAAUCAGUUGAAAACAAAGAAAAAUCUCUCUACUUCCAUUAUUGUUAUUGAUAAAUAGCAAUUUCUACCUGUCAGCUUGAAAUCAUUAAUUUAUGAAUUCAAAAUCGAGAAUUUAUUCUCAAUGUCUUUGGAUUAAUACAAACCUUGUGGAAAAUUCAAUAAGUCUACCAAAAUCAACGCAAAAUCCAAUCUUCAUGGAAUUGUCGUCGGAUUAAAUUUAUUCGAAAGAAAAAAAUUAUUUAUCGUUUUCAAUUUUUAUUUUUUAAUUUCCAAAUUUGAUACAAAAAAUUUCAAUAUUAUUCGUCAUUCUCUUUCUAUUUAUUAAUCAGUGAAAAAUUAUCCCUUUUCUUAAUUUUUUCAUUGCUUUUCAAUUUCUUUAUGUUCUUUUCUAAAAAAAAAAAAAAACAAACAAAUAUAAUUUUUUAUUCAAAAGUAUUUUUUUUUUCAUAAAUUUCUUAAUUGAAUAUUUUUUUUUUUUAGAAUAUAAUCAUUGUUCUUAGUAUACAAAUAACAAAAUUAAGGGCUUUCGAUU
This is a messenger RNA of Leptopilina boulardi, 1970 nucleotides long. Its product is annotated as probable DNA double-strand break repair Rad50 ATPase. NCBI's taxonomy places the organism in Eukaryota, Metazoa, Arthropoda, Insecta, Hymenoptera, Figitidae. The record is from RefSeq and is a predicted model, not a curated record. The transcript is spliced from 2 exons. Bases 357 to 1496 code for a protein of 379 amino acids.